GGAAUUUCAUUUCAGUGCGGUUUCUUUAAACAGCUUUGAUGAAUUCGCUUGAUUUUACCAUAACAACGGGAAUACGCUGGAUGUGGAUAAUGCGAAGAUAUAUUUUGAAAACAAGGCUCCUCUGCUGAAGGGGAUACGUUUCUGACUACAUAUGUAGUGAAGCACAGUAAGAGAUAAGCACAAAAUAUGAACUAUUUCUUAAGAAAUCUUGGUGAUGCUACUUUUGGGACACAGCAGUGCUGCAGCAGUUAUUGAUAGCGUGGAAAAUGGUUACGAAAUGGUGAUAAAUCAUGAGCCCUGGUGGGGCUAUAGCAUGAAUGACGAAGAAAUGGGAUCCAGUUACAGAUACUUCUAUCCAUUCUUCGACCACGAAGACGAACCAAACUCAUUUCAUUGGCAUCAGCCUCCAAUUGUUAAGCCUCCUUUGCCGCCCAUGCCACCUAUGCCACCAAUGCCAUCACCAGAAGCUACUCGUGAAUGGCCAUCUUGGCUACCACCUAUUAGACUCAUUAAACUACCUCUGGAUGAACCCCCAGCAGAUGAAUGACGGCUUUUAGGAAUCAAUUGUAAUUUGAAAGAUACAGGACUCGUGAACUGAUACCUUGUAAUAUAAAUAUUUAAUUUAUUGAAAAAUAGUUUAUGCUAGUGAUAAGUGAUAUCCGAAAACUUUUCUCUUUAGUCUUUGUGUUACACUUCCUUACCUCGUUAUUCGGAAUGAAUGUGUAAUGGCAUCAACACUUAAACUAACAAUAUUUGAUUCUAAAACUUUGUGAAUAAAUAUAUAGUGCUAAAUCAUGGCAUAGUUUCCGAAACAAGAGCAAA
Stegodyphus dumicola is the source of this 822-nucleotide messenger RNA. RefSeq lists its product as uncharacterized. Lineage: Eukaryota; Metazoa; Arthropoda; Arachnida; Araneae; Eresidae. The record is from RefSeq and is a predicted model, not a curated record.